This is a messenger RNA of Opisthocomus hoazin, 912 nucleotides long. The record is from RefSeq and is a predicted model, not a curated record. Lineage: Eukaryota; Metazoa; Chordata; Aves; Opisthocomiformes; Opisthocomidae.
AUGGGCCAUGUCCCAGGGGUGGUGGAGCAGCCACCGGAAUGUGACAAUCUGUGGUGGGACGCCUUCACCACAGAGUUCUUCGAGGAUGAUGCCAUGUUAACAAUCACUUUCUGCUUGGAGGAUGGACCAAAGAGAUACACGAUCGGCCGGACUCUGAUUCCCCGUUACUUCCGCAGCAUCUUUGAAGGAGGGGCCACAGAGCUCUACUACGUGCUCAAGCACCCCAAGGAGUCCUUCCACAACAACUUCGUCUCGCUGGACUGCGACCAGUGCACCAUGGUCACCCAGCACGGCAAGCCCAUGUUCACCCAGGUGUGUGUGGAGGGGCGGCUCUACCUGGAGUUCAUGUUUGACGACAUGAUGAGGAUAAAGACGUGGCAUUUCAGCAUCCGCCAGCAUCGAGAGCUCAUCCCCCGCAGCAUCCUUGCCAUGCAUGCACAGGACCCCCAGAUGCUGGACCAGUUAUCCAAGAACAUCACCCGCUGUGGGCUCUCAAACUCCACACUCAACUACCUCCGACUCUGUGUAAUCCUAGAACCAAUGCAGGAGCUCAUGUCACGACACAAGACCUACAGCCUCAGUCCCCGGGACUGCCUCAAGACUUGCCUCUUCCAGAAGUGGCAGCGGAUGGUCGCGCCAGCGGAGCCAGCGCGGCAGCAGCCCAGCAAGCGCCGGAAAAGGAAGAUGUCGGGGGGCAGCACCAUGAGCUCGGGCGGGGGAAACACCAACAACAGCAACAGCAAGAAGAAGAGCCCGGCCAGCACCUUUGCCCUGUCCAGUCAGCCCCUGCUCGACAGCCGCUUGCAGGCGAAUGUGUGGCUGGCAAACAAUGCAAUGGCUUCGUGGCCUUGUUCGUAUCGCGCACAUAUCGGGGUACAAUCACACGGCGAUGUGUGCCGGCAUGGCUUGUAA